UUUACAGCGUGCUAUUCCUUCAUUGAGUUCAGGAGAAAACUGUUUGCAUAGCCUACCGAUUUCUCUCGCUCCCCUCGUACGGUGCAUGUCCAAUUCGGGUCUGUAGUUCUCAGAGCCUCUGGAAUUUGUUAGCUGAAGUCAAACGGCUAGUUGUUCGUCCCUUGGACAGAGAACUUCUAAUUGGCUGUUUUCUGUUAAUCUUUCUGUUUUUUUUUUCCUGCGCUGAUUCAACAUUUUGUUCUCUGGCGUCUUUAGCGAACACGGCGGAGCUCGCGCUGAGGUUUGGGGCUAAUAUGCGGUUUUGAGCUCAAUAACAACAGAACCAGAGGGAACAGAGAGAAACCGAGAGAUUCACCAGAACUAAGAACAUCCAUAGACACACAUGGGGCUGGGCGAGGCUUCGGCGAGGGGGACAGCCAUAGAUGGAGACUGUCUCAGCUGUGUCAAAUACCUGAUGUUUGUCUUCAACUUCCUCAUCUUUUUAGGGGGCUCCUUCCUGCUGGGUGUGGGUGUGUGGGUGCUGGUGGACCCCACAGGCUUCCGGGAGAUCGUAGCGGCCAACCCCCUGCUCUUCACCGGGGUCUACAUCAUCCUGGUCAUGGGGGGGAUGCUGUUCUUGCUGGGCUUCCUGGGCUGCUGUGGAGCCAUCCGCGAGAACAAGUGUCUCCUGCUCUUUUUCUUCAUGCUCAUCCUGGUCAUCUUCCUGGCGGAGCUGGCAGCGGCCAUCCUGGCGUUCAUCUUCAGGGAGCAUUUGACCAGAGAGUACUUCACCAAGGAGCUGAAGAAACACUACCAGGGCUACAACAACACUGAUGUAUUCACUGGGACGUGGAACGCCAUUAUGAACACCUUUGACUGCUGCGGCGUGAACAGCCCUGAGGACUUUGAGGACAGCCUGUUCAGACUGAUCAAUCACAACGAGUUGGUGCCGGCGACCUGCUGCCGGAGGAGUAGCCAGCCAGGGGACUCGGCACUGGUCAGCCAAGAUGACUGUCUGAGGGGCAACAUGCUUUUCCGGAACAAUAAGGGUUGCUACUCGGCCGUGGUGGAUUACUUCGAGCUGUACAUCUACGUGGCGGGGGCUCUGGCCAUCGUGGUGCUCACCAUAGAGCUGUUCGCCAUGGUCUUUGCCAUGUGUCUCUUCAGGGGCAUCCAGUAGGCCUGUUGGCCGCAACGCACGAAUGGGAGGAAUUUUCUGGAGCUAGAAAAGGGAAAUUAGGAGACAUGAAAGAAAAAUUAUCACAUGUUAAAUUUGUUGUUCUCUUUUAUAUCUGCAAAACAAAUUGGUGGUAAACAAACAUCAAGUUGUACUUCUCAGCUGGACCUCUGAGGUACUGGGUGACAAAAACAAAGAAAAAAACACAAGAAAACAAAAAUAAGAGUGAUUUGUGUGUAAAGUUAAACAGGUGUUUAGCGGACCAGGUCUCACAGACCAGGUGUAUAGUAGCGGAACCAGGAGGGGCAAAGUGGACCGGGUUGAAACCAGGCAUGGUGAAGAAGAGGUCCUGGUUGAAGCCUGCCUUACAGCAGAAUUAGCCUGAGUCCCAUGUCUGUUUGUGCAGUCUUGCUUGCUAAAUGGGACUCAGGCUAGCGCAGAAGGCACUGCACUGACUUUUGGAUGAAGAAUAUUUAUACUUACUGAGUAAAAUGUUGGCAUAACUGUAAUAUAGAAAUGUGUGUUUUAUGUACACUUUGGCUGUUUCCUUCAACCCUACCCCUCCCUCUGAAACUCCCCUCCCUCCCUCUGAAACUCCCAUCCCUCCCCCCACCCUUUAAUUCUGCCCACCCUCCCUCCUUUCCUUCACUUCUUUCCUAUACUAUUGUUAAAGACAAUACAAACCUGUAAUGCUGUACAAAGCCCCACCUGUCUCUGUGUGUGUGCGUGUGUGUGUGUGCGCGUGCAGGCUUGUCUUGUAUAAACGAGUGCAUGUGCCCCCUGUUUUGACCGUCCCUGAGCACGAGAGCCAACUUCUGAUCUUUUUUUUUAUAUUUGUAUUGUGAUGUUCAUUGCAAUAGUGGUUACAUGUGGUUUAAGUGAACAUAAAUGUAUGUGUAUGCAUUUGUAUUAGAUUCUUGAAAAGAUAAUGACAUUAAAAUGACAUUCUGAA
This is a messenger RNA of Esox lucius (northern pike), 2108 nucleotides long. It is a transcript of the gene tspan18b, whose product is annotated as tetraspanin 18b. The record is from RefSeq and is a predicted model, not a curated record. Bases 383 to 1159 code for a protein of 258 amino acids. The transcript is spliced from 9 exons. Gene Ontology annotation, cellular component: membrane. Lineage: Eukaryota; Metazoa; Chordata; Actinopteri; Esociformes; Esocidae.